AGCGCCACAGCAGAGCCCAGCCUGUAAUGAGAUUCAGAGAACUGCACGAGAGCGUCGUACCUGGAUAAACGGGCCGAGGACAGUGCCAACCUCCCGAUAAAGUCCCGGUCGGAUACGGACAGAAAAUAGUCCAGUCGCUGGUAACCGGAGAAAAUAAAGAAACAACAUUAAAAGUGAGUUUAUAAGAACAACCGAAGAGGAUUUACCAAGUGGACACGAGACGUGAGUGGCACCGUGGCAUAUGUUAAUGCUGGGAUGUUAAUGUAAUGAUGCAAACAGUAUCACACUAAGGAGUGACUUCAAAGCAAGACAGGAAUGGCUUGAUUUCUCACCCGGGAGAGCGGUGGGACAUUACUGUCUUCAUGUUUCUGUGGAAGAGAAGGAAAGUUUGCUGCGCUUCACUCGGAUACAAGUCUACUUUCUGAGAGGAAUUACUACAAUACUACAACUGCUGUGACUAUUUCUUAUACCAGUGGAAGAGCCCGCCAGUUUGUUGGUGUCGGCUCAUAAGCUGAUUAAAAUGUCUAAGCCUGUGCUAAAGAAAAACCACUGGACCUCCAGAGUGAACGAGUGCUCCGUCUCCAAAGAUGCCCGCGGUGACUUGAAUGUGCCACUGCGCGGCGGCGCGGAGAACGGGGAGUUUGCCUACAUUGGGCAAGUUAACAAGGAUGUUGUGCUUUACAAAAUGGGAAAAUUAAGUGAAGGAGAACUGCUGCUGGAGGUGGAAAACCUAUCGAUAUCGGGAUUACCCUUGUACGACAUACAGACAGUGAUAAAUAACUGCAAAGGGGCCGUCAGGUUGAAAACUGUCAGACAAGGAAGUAAGCUGAACAAGGACCUGAAGCAUUACCUGAGCCAGCGCUUCCAGAAAUCCUCGGCUGACCACGAACUGCAGCAGACCAUUCGAGACAACCUCUACCGCCACGCUGUGCCUUGUACAACCCGCGGCCCACGUGACAGAGAAGUUCCUGGCGUGGACUACAACUUCCUCUCAGUAGAGGAUUUCCUGGAGUUGGAGAAGAGUGGGACCCUUUUGGAAAUUGGAACGUAUGAUGGUAACUAUUAUGGGACGCCCAAGCCACCGGUGCAGCCCCCCGGUGGGAAAGUGAUUCGCAUUAGCGGUAGCGGCGGUGAUGCCCCACUGCCAGACGGGCUCAGCGGUAGCCUGCCGGGCUCUGAGCACUCCACUCCCCGACGCUCCAAGUCCUACAAUGACAUGCAAAAUGCUGGAAUAGGGCCUGGAGAGCAGCAGCAGGAGGAAGACGAGGACCUCCCGGACAUGAACAGCAGCUUUACAGGAGAUUCUAGUGAAUUAGACGAGAUUCCUCACUCAGUGCGCCCCUACGUCCCCCGGAGUGACCCGCCCUACGUUGGGAGAACCCCCUCACCAUCGGCCACCACGGAGAACACUCAGCAGUCCAACUCUAACCAGAGCCAUCCUCCCCCGGAGGACCCUCUGGGGACUCUGCCUGACAACUGGGAGAUGGCCUACACCGAGAACGGAGAGGUCUACUAUAUAGACCACAAUACAAAGACCACCUCCUGGAUAGACCCUCGGUGCAUGGACAAGCCUCAGAAACCCCUGGAAGAAUGUGAAGACGAUGAAGGGGUCCACACAGAGGAGCUGGACAAUGACUUAGAACUUCCACCAGGAUGGGAGAAAAUCGACGAUCCAGUGUAUGGGGUCUACUAUGUUGAUCAUAUCAACAGGAAGACCCAGUAUGAGAAUCCCAUGUUGGAGGCUAAGAGGCGCAGGCAGCUGGAGCAGCAGCCUCAGCAGCCUCAGCCCCAAAGCCAGCAGCCACCUGAAGGUGAGCGCUACAUCCGAGAAUGGAUCGAGGACUCGGCGUUGGCAGGGGCCCCGCUGGCCAACUACGCUGCCAACCACCAGGAGACCUACAGGGACCCCCAAACAGGACCACCAAUGCCCAACGCUGUGGGACAAAAGCGAGGGAAGCCUUUCUUUACUCGGAACCGAUCCGAGCUGAAUGGGACUUUCAUCAACACCAAGCUGAAAAAGAGUCGCCGGGGGUUCGGCUUCACCGUGGUCGGAGGCGACGAGCCGGACGAGUUCCUGCAGAUCAAGAGCCUAGUUUUAGAUGGACCUGCCGCCCUGGAUGGCAAAAUGGAGACAGGCGAUGUGAUAGUGAGUGUCAACGACAUCUGUGUGCUCGGCUACACCCACGCUCAAGUUGUGAAGAUCUUCCAGUCCAUCCCUAUCGGCUCCAUGGUGAACUUGGAGCUGUGCCGCGGCUACCCGCUGCCCUUUGACCCCGAUGACCCCAACACUAGCCUGGUCACCUCAGUGGCCAUUCUCGACAACAAAGACCCCAUCAUCGUCAACGGUCAGGAGGCCUUAAACAGCUACGACUCGCCGUCCAGCCACGGCAGUCAGAACAACAACGGCUCGACAAACGGAGGGGCGCCCCACAACGGCCUCCCCCGACCCUACAGCCCCUCCGCGGACGUGGCCUCCGAUACCUCUUCCCAUCAAGGCUACCCCAACGACGUGGUCACCCUGGCCUCCUCCAUCGCCACGCAACCAGAACUCAUCACUGUACACAUGGAGAAAGGAGACAAGGGCUUCGGCUUCACCAUCGCCGACAGUCCAGGAGGCGGAGGGCAGAGGGUGAAGCAGAUCGUGGAUUACCCGCGCUGCCGUGGCCUCAAGGAGGGCGACAUCAUCGUGGAGGUCAACAAGAGAAACGUGCAGACCAUGUCUCACAACCAGGUGGUGGACAUGCUCAGCAAGUGUCCCAAAGGCAGCGAGGUCAGCAUGCUGGUGCAGAGAGGGGUGGCACCUGCAAAGAAGAGCCCGAAACUGCAAUUGUCGAGGAAAGACAGUCAGAACAGCUCCCAGCACAGCGUUUCCAGCCACCGGAGCGCCCACACAGACUCGCCUGUGCACCCGUCCCUGGCGGCCACUCUCAACGAGAGCAUCGCCCCCCCGCCCCCCUCUCAGCCCCUGCCGGGUCUGCCGCCCCAGGACUCCCCGGCAGACGGGACCAUCCAAAGAAAACCGGACCCCUUUAAGAUCUGGGCCCAGUCCAGGAGCAUGUAUGAAAGUAGGCUUCCAGACUUCCAAGAGCAGGACAUUUUCCUGUGGAGGAAGGACACAGGGUUCGGCUUCAGGAUCCUCGGAGGCAACGAGCCCGGGGAGCCGAUCUACAUCGGACACAUAGUGAAAUACGGCGCGGCAGACGAAGACGGGCGCCUGCGGUCCGGAGAUGAACUGGUAAGCGUGGACGGCACCGCAGUGGUUGGCAAGUCGCACCAACUGGUGGUGCAACUGAUGCAGCAGGCGGCAAAGCAGGGCCACGUCAACCUCACCGUGCGACGCAAAGCCACCUACACCGUUAAAGCAGAAGGAGACGUGCCACCCUCGCCGGCGUCCUCCCACCACAGCAGCAACCAGGCCCCCAGCCUGACGGAGGAGAUGGGGAAGCGCGACCCCCAGGGCAGCCAGAACUCUCUGAACACCGUGAGCUCCGGCAGCGGCUCCACCUCUGGCAUCGGCAGCGGGGGAGGCGGCGGAGGGGCGGGAGGCAGCGGUAACGCCGUCAUCGCCCCCUACGACGUGGAGAUCCGCCGCGGAGAGAGCGAAGGAUUCGGUUUCGUCAUCGUGUCUUCUGUGUCGCGGCCCGAAGCUGGCACCACCUUUGCUGGCAAUGCAUGUGUGGCCAUGCCCCACAAAAUAGGGCGCAUCAUCGAGGGGAGCCCGGCGGACCGCUGCGGGAAGCUGAAGGUCGGCGACCGCAUCCUGGCCGUGAACUCCUGCUCCAUCACCAACAAGUCCCACUCUGACAUCGUCAACCUCAUCAAGGAGGCCGGGAACACCGUCACACUACGCAUCAUCCCCGGGGACGAGUCAUCAAAUGCGUCUUUGUUGACCAAUGCGGAGAAGAUCGCCACUAUUACCACCACUCACACACCUCAGCAACAGGCUGCCCCUGAGGCCAGGAACAACACCAAGCCAAAACAGGAGUCGUUUGAAUUCAAAGCACCACAGGGUCCUCCUCCGCAGCCCCCCACACAAGUCUCAGCUCAGGAUUCUGAGUUCUACUCUGUGGACCUGGACCGAGACAACAAAGGCUUUGGCUUCAGCCUGCGGGGGGGCAGAGAAUACAACAUGGACCUGUAUGUGCUGAGGCUAGCUGAGGAAGGAGCGGCCGUCCGCAACGGAAAGAUGAGGGUCGGCGACGAAAUCCUGGAGAUCAACGGCGAGAGCACCAAGGGCAUGAAGCACGCGCGAGCCAUCGAGCUCAUCAAGAGCGGGGGCCGGCGCGUCCAUCUGGUGCUCAAGAGGGGUGAUGGCUCUGUGCCUGAAUAUGGGAUGGCUGUUCCCCAUCUCACUGCAUGUAUGAGAAAUGACAAGAUGGGGGAGGCCUCUGUCCUCCAGAAUCAGACCACGUCAACGGCCCCGACGACGUCAUCACAGCCUACCCAUCCUCAGGGUUACAAAACGCUGCGGAAGUGAGCGCCCUGACCAACGCUCCAUCAGAGUCCAGCUACCCACCAGAACCCCCUCAACCAUCCCGGAGCAAGAAGGAGCCGACCCGCCCCUCCAACCACCGCCACCGCUCCCCCAACAAGAAAACCAGCACAGUAAAGACCAAGGGGAAAAAGUCCAAGGGCAUCAAGUUGUUAAAGAAGAAAGAUGACAAGGGAAGCGACGGCCACCGGCACCAUUCCAACGGGAAACACCGUAGCCGCCACCGCUCGCCUGACAAGGUGCACAGCCGGUCACGCAGUGCAGAGAACACG
Messenger RNA from Gymnodraco acuticeps, 4764 nucleotides. It is a transcript of the gene magi1b, whose product is annotated as membrane associated guanylate kinase, WW and PDZ domain containing 1b. Gene Ontology annotation, molecular function: protein binding. Bases 521 to 4477 code for a protein of 1318 amino acids. The transcript is spliced from 25 exons. Gene Ontology annotation, cellular component: cytoplasm. The record is from RefSeq and is a predicted model, not a curated record. NCBI's taxonomy places the organism in Eukaryota, Metazoa, Chordata, Actinopteri, Perciformes, Bathydraconidae. Gene Ontology annotation, biological process: signal transduction.